CCCUACUCGGCUCGGGGAAUGCAUAGCGCAUAGCGGAGAAUCCAGUGCGGCGGCGCCUCAUCUGGAAAAUCCACCGCGGCGGCGGCGGCGCAGUACAUGGAGAUGGAGGGUGCCAAGAAGAGGAAACUAGCCGCAAUGGGCAUCAACGAAGCCACGCCGGCGGUUACGGAAGGCCACGAUCCCAAACCACCGACGACGACGGCGGUGAGAAGCCCAGAACAGCCGCCCGGCGACCACAUCAGCAACCUCCCCGACGCAAUCCUCGGUGAGAUCAUCACCCUUCUCCCCACCAAGGACGGCGCUCGCACCCAAGUCCUCGCGUCACGCUGGCGCCACCUCUGGCGCUCUGCCCCUCUUAACAUCGACGUCCGUGACCUCCACGCCUAUGGGAUACAAGCGAAAGCUCUCCUCGGCGUCAUCCUUUCUGCCCACCACGGGCCCGGACGCCGCCUGUGUCUACCUGCGCCUUAUCUUCUGUACCAAGCAAAAGCAGCGCAUGGCUCAGUUGGAACCCUCGGAUCCCCUGCCCUUGAUAACCUCCAAGAGCUGGAGCUCUACGUGGCCCCAUUUGCAAGCCGAAGCCCACAACUGCCAUCAUCGCUUUCAACGUCCAUCUUUCGGUUCACGCCCACUCUCCGUGUCCUCACCAUCAGCCAGUACUCUCUCCGGGACUAUAUGGUCGAAACGCUCCGCUUUCCCCAGCUCAAGAAACUUGCACUGGUGGAGGUCAUUAUAUCACAAUUCACGCUGCACAUUAUCCUCGCGAGCUGCUCUGUCCUGGAAAGCUUGCUUCUUGAUUACACUUUUGGCAUCCGUUGUCUCCGGAUCAACUCCCCUACCAUCAGCAACAUCGGCAUUCGUUGUGGCACAAUGGAGCUUGUCAUCGAGGAUGCGUUUUUGCUUCAAAGGAUGCUCAAUCUUGAUACAUACACACAAAUGCAAAUUUCUGUUAUAUCCACGCCUAAACUUGAGAUAUUGGGCUGCAUUCCUGAAUUGUAUAGCGACUCCAAAAUUGUGUUUGGCUCAACAGUUAUUCAGGUAGCUAUGUCUGUUUUACUUAUUACAUGGCUUCUCAUUAGUUGCACUUUUGUGUGCACAUAUGUUAUGCAUAUCAAUCGUAUAUAUUUAUAUUUCAUUGUGCUAAUGUUUCGUUCUAUGCAUGCUUGACAAAGGGAUUGCGCAUUCAUAGCUUGACAACGGUGGUGCCUAAUGUCAAGAUCUUGGCUAUCAGUAUGUAUAUUUAUGAUCUGGAUAAAGUUAUUAAUUUAUUGAGAUGUUUUCCCUGCUUGGAGAAAUUGUAUAUAAAGGGAGGCAGAUCAGGAAAACGAAAUUUGUGGCGCCGGAAGCAUCGGAAUCUUCUCAAAUCUCUUGAUAUCCGUUUGAAGACAAUAGUGAUGCAUUGUUAUCGAGCCAUCAAGGCACAAAUUAACUUUGUCCAAUUCUUUGUGCUGAAUGCCAGAAUCCUAGAAUCACUUAAACUUGCGGUUGAAUACCACAAUCAUAAUGAUGAAUUUUUUGAUAAGCAACAUAGGAUGCUUCAGAUGGAGAAUGGGGCUUCUAGAGGUGCUCGGCUUUGUUUUACAAUAGCUUGUCGGCAUGAUGUUUCAGAUAUCAUGCAUGUCCGUGAUUUGGAUUUGACCGAUCCCUUCACAUGUGGAUGCUGAAAAAUGGGGCCCCCCCUCCAUCUUGCUUGUCCCAUCUUGUGUUUUGUUCAAGCCUGAGUAGUUCCAAUGUGCUUGUAGUGUGGAGAAGUUCAUAUUAUCCCAAUUUAUUGUAUCUAAACAAGUCAUUUG
Molecule: messenger RNA, 1793 nt
Organism: Triticum aestivum (bread wheat)
Lineage: Eukaryota; Viridiplantae; Streptophyta; Magnoliopsida; Poales; Poaceae
Product: putative F-box/FBD/LRR-repeat protein At3g49480
Exons: 2
Coding region: 97-1167 (356 amino acids)
Molecular function (GO): protein binding
Source: RefSeq, a predicted model, not a curated record